UGUUACUACAGUCAAUGAGACCGCUGAAAAAUCCUGUCAGUGCUAAAGCAAAGGGAAUUCUGUAAGUGGUAAUAUAAAUAUAAUAUAUAAAUAAUGCUCACAAAAAAAUAAUAUACAUUUCAGAAAUGCAUUGUUAAAGCUAAGAAGAAUUUGAUUAAUUAAACCUUUGUCUGUGGUUCAUAUAGUCGCCUCGUACUGCAAUAACUAUAUGGGCACAGUUUAACAUAUUUGUUCAGGCACUUUAGCCACCAGCUAACAUUAGCUGCUCCAGGGCUAGCGAGUCCGACUCUCCACACACGACCCUAGCGUUAGCAACGAGAGCAGCAUCCCGGACUGUUAAACGUUAACGUCAGCUACUGAGUAGCUACAGAAAAACUAAAAUCCACACAGGUGCAGGUGUCGGAGUGUCCUGUGGUGAAGACAAAUCCGCGAUGUUGAACCCGACCAAUGGUGACCCAGGCCACGUUGUUGUGAAUUAUGUUGAGGAGUAUUUGGACCUGGUGGAAUCACUACCCUUUGACCUGCAGAGAAGUGUGUCUCUCAUGAAGGAAAUUGAUGCCAAGUAUCAAGAUGUUCUGAAGGAGCUUGAUGAUGCUUAUGAACGAUAUCGCCGGGAAUCUGAUUCACUUCAGAGGCGCAAACUUCAGUUAUCGAUUCAGAGGGCACUGAUCCGCAGUCAAGAGCUCGGAGAUGAAAAGAUCCAGAUUGCUGGUCAAAUGGUGGAGUUGGUUGAAAACCGAACACGACAAAUAGACUGGCAUUCUGAAGUUCUCCUUUCCUCUCAAGAAGUCCCAGAGAGCCACGUUCCCACAGCAACAUCCAUGACAACCACUGCAACAUCCUUGAUGUCCUCAUCAUCAGCCACCAUCACUCCAGGCAAACCUGGCCACCAUGAUAAGAAGCGUGAUGAGGUUACCCCAGGCUCAGGUGGCACAGACAAGGCUGGUGGGAAACGCUCAAGACGUCAGAAAAAUGGGGAAAGUCGGGAAAGUUACGGGGGUCUGGAUCACGCCGAGGAAGUGGGAGUGGGGGCAUCCCGGGAAAAACGUGCCAAAACAUCUUCUAAGAAGAAGAAACGGUCAAAAGGAAAGUCUGAGAGAGAAGUGUCACCUCCAGACCUGCCCAUUGAUCCAGAUGAGCCAACAUACUGCCUGUGUGAGCAGGUGUCCUAUGGCGAGAUGAUUGGCUGCGAUAACGAUGAAUGUCCCAUUGAGUGGUUUCAUUUCUCCUGUGUUGGGCUCCAUCAUAAGCCCAAGGGAAAGUGGUACUGCCCCAAAUGUAGAGGUGAGAAUGAGAAGACCAUGGACAAGGCCUUAGAAAGGGCCAAGAAGGAGAGGGCAUACAACAGGUAGCUUGCUCUGCCUGGCCCAAUGAACACUACUGCAUAAAGAUUUUAUGUCUCCGUUUCCAUUUACUGUUAACACUGUUUAAAACAGUAAUGAAUUGACAAGAGGGAUCUUGUACAUAGUUAUUUUUGUAAUUGCUGCAUAGCUGAGAAACAAAAUUGCUCCAUCUCAGUUGGGAUUAUUUGUAAAGAAUUGACACAGUACAGUACAAUACAACCUGCAUGUUUGUAACCAGC
Seriola aureovittata is the source of this 1582-nucleotide messenger RNA. RefSeq names its product inhibitor of growth family, member 1 (gene ing1). The transcript is spliced from 4 exons. The record is from RefSeq and is a predicted model, not a curated record. The coding region runs from base 432 to 1352 and encodes 306 amino acids. NCBI's taxonomy places the organism in Eukaryota, Metazoa, Chordata, Actinopteri, Carangiformes, Carangidae. Gene Ontology annotation, biological process: positive regulation of DNA-templated transcription. Gene Ontology annotation, cellular component: nucleus.